Ornithorhynchus anatinus (platypus) is the source of this 2666-nucleotide messenger RNA. RefSeq names its product polypeptide N-acetylgalactosaminyltransferase 18 (gene GALNT18). The record is from RefSeq and is a predicted model, not a curated record. The transcript has 11 exons. Gene Ontology annotation, cellular component: Golgi apparatus. The coding region runs from base 543 to 2396 and encodes 617 amino acids. Lineage: Eukaryota; Metazoa; Chordata; Mammalia; Monotremata; Ornithorhynchidae.
GUCGGGGCCGAGCCUGGGGCCGGGGCCGGGGCCCGCCGACAAGUGCCAAGUUGGUGACCCGCCCCAGUCCGCGGGAGCGGGACCGGACCCUCUGCGGUGCGCUCCGCUCCGCUCCUGUCCGGUCCGAUCCUGGGCGGUCCUGGGCGGUGCGUCCAGUCCUGUGCGGUGCGGUCCCGGUCCUGUGCGGUCCUGAGCGGUGCGGUCCGGUCCUGUCCGAUCCUGGGCGGUCCUGGGCGGUGCGUCCAGUCCUGUGCGGUCCUGAGCGGUGCGGUCCUGUGCGGUGCGGUCCGGUCCUGCGCGGUCCUGAGCGGUGCGGUCCUGUCCGGUCCUGGGCGACGCGGUCCGGUCCUGCGCGGUCCUGUGCGGUCCGGCCCGGUCCCGUGCGGUCCUGUGCGGUCCGGCCCGGCCCGGCCCUGUGCGGUGCGGUCCGGUCCUACGCGGGGCGGUCCCGGUCCGGUCCUGCGUGUUCCGCGGGGGGUCGCCGGCGGGUGCGGGACCUCGGGGGCGGAGGCGGGAGCGGCUCUCUAUGGAGGGAGCCCAGGAUGGUGUGCACCAGGAAGACCAAAACUUUGGUGUCCACCUGCGUGAUCCUCAGCGGGAUGACCAACAUCGUCUGCCUGCUCUACGUGGGCUGGGUCACCAACUACCUGGCCAGCGUCCAGCUGCGGGGCCCCGGCCCCGGCCCCGGCCCCGGCCCCGGCCCCGGCCCCGGACAGCAGCCCCGGCCCGCCGCCCAGAGGGCCGACACCCUGAGGAUCGCUGACCGCCUCGACCGCUUGGAGAGGGUCAUCAACCAGCACAUCCAAGAGGCCCCGCCCAAGCCAGAGGAGACCGCGGCAGAAACGUUCACCGACUCAUCUCUCUUCGCCCACUGGGGCCAGGACCUGAGCCCGGAGAACAGGCGCAUGGCCCUGAAGCAGUUCCAGUACUACGGUUACAACGCUUACCUCAGCGACCGCCUGCCCCUGGAUCGGCCUCUGCCUGACCUGAGGCCCAGCGGGUGCCGAAAUCUCACAUUUCCCGAGACCCUCCCCGAAGUUAGCAUUGUGUUUAUUUUCGUCAACGAGGCUCUCUCGGUGAUUCUACGUUCCAUCCACUCCGCCAUCGACCGGACCCCCCCUCACCUGCUGAAGGAAAUCAUCCUCGUGGAUGACAACAGUAGCAACGAGGAGCUGAAGGAGAAGCUGAGGGAAUAUGUGGAUGAGGUGAACGGCCACAAGCCCGGCUUCAUCAAGGUCGUCCGCCACAACAAGCAGGAGGGGCUGAUCCGUUCCCGCGUCAGCGGCUGGAGAGUGGCCACCGCCCCCGUUGUCGCCCUCUUCGAUGCCCAUGUGGAGUUCAACGUAGGCUGGGCCGAGCCCGUGUUGUCCCGAAUAAAGGAGAACCGGAAAAGGAUCAUCUCUCCAUCCUUUGACAAUAUCAAAUACGACAACUUUGAAAUCGAGGAGUACCCGCUCUCGGCACAGGGGUUUGACUGGGAGUUAUGGUGUCGCUACCUGAACCCUCCCAAGCUGUGGUGGAAGCUGGAGAACUCCACCGCUCCCAUCAGGAGUCCCGCUCUCAUCGGCUGCUUCAUCGUGGACCGGCAAUACUUCCAGGAGAUCGGCCUGCUGGACGAGGGCAUGGAGGUCUAUGGCGGGGAGAAUGUGGAGCUCGGAAUCAGGGUGUGGCAGUGUGGCGGGAGCGUGGAGGUCCUGCCCUGCUCCCGGAUCGCCCACAUCGAACGAGCGCACAAGCCUUACACAGAAGACCUCACGGCCCAUGUCCGCCGGAAUGCCCUCAGGGUGGCCGAGGUCUGGAUGGAUGAGUUCAAGAGCCACGUUUACAUGGCCUGGAACAUUCCUCAGGAGGAUUCGGGAAUCGACAUUGGGGACAUUUCGGAGAGGAAGGCCCUCAGGAAAGCACUGCAAUGCAAGACCUUCCGGUGGUACCUCGUCAACGUGUACCCCGAAAUGAGGAUGUACUCGGACACCGUGGCCUAUGGGGUGCUGCAGAAUUCCCUGAAGAGUGAUUUGUGUCUUGAUCAGGGGCCAGACACGGAGAAUAUUCCGAUCAUGUAUAUCUGCCACGGAAUGACACCCCAGAACGUGUACUACACGAGCGGCCAGCAGAUCCACGUGGGCGUCCUGAGCCCCACGAUCGACGACGACGACAACAGGUGCCUGGUGGACGUGAACAGCCGGCCGCGGCUCAUCGAGUGCAGCUACGCCAAAGCCAAGAGGAUGAAGCUGCACUGGCAGUUUUCUCAGGGAGGCCCGAUCCAGAACCGGAAGUCCAAGCGUUGCCUGGAGCUCCAGGAGAACCCGGAGAAUGAGUUUGGUUUCCAGCUGGUGCUCCAGAAGUGCUCGGGGCAGCGCUGGUCGGUCACCAACGUGCUGAGCAGCUCGGCGGCCUGAAGGCGGCGGGCAUGGGCGGCUGCGGGCCUGGCUACCGUGUAGCUGGCGGGCGGAGCAGGGGCCCGUGGAACUGGACCAUUCUCACCAUUAGGGGAAGGGCGGGGGCGGGCCCAGGCCCGAAUCGAGUUUUUCUUUCCGCUUCGAUUUCCAUGGAGUUUGUAGAUGGGCGCUGCCCGCCAGGUGAUGGGGUAAUAGCCUAAAAUAUUUUGCAAUGUACAUAAGGAACGGACGGAAGCUAUUUAUAACUGACAAUAAAUUCUAUUGAUUUAA